Molecule: messenger RNA, 990 nt
Organism: Candida tropicalis MYA-3404
Lineage: Eukaryota; Fungi; Ascomycota; Pichiomycetes; Serinales; Debaryomycetaceae
Gene: CRL1
Product: Rho family GTPase
Exons: 1
Coding region: 1-990 (329 amino acids)
Biological process (GO): small GTPase-mediated signal transduction
Molecular function (GO): GTPase activity; GTP binding
Source: RefSeq, a predicted model, not a curated record
AUGGUGAAAUCUCCAAGAAAUAGACAAGAUCCGACAAUGGAAUCUAAUUACAAUCCUUACGAAGCCGCUCAACAGAAAUUUAAUCAAUAUCAGGACAAUCCCAAUGCUCCAACAAUCAUUACCGACGCGAACACGGCACCUCGGAUCCCUGAUUAUAAGGAACAACCAAUAACUACCAAGAGAGCCAACUAUAACAUGAAAAUUGUUGUUGUCGGUGAUGGUGGGUGUGGUAAAACAUGUCUUUUGUCAAGUUAUUCUAUGAAUGAAUUCCCUCUGCUUUAUGUCCCCACCAUUUUCGAAAAUACCGUGGUAUCAUUGGCUGCUCCGAGUGGGAAAUCAAUUGAAUUGGCCCUUUGGGAUACUGCUGGACAAGAGGAAUAUGAAAGAUUAAGACCUUUAAGUUAUCCAGGGGUAGAUUUAUUACUUAUCUGUUUUGCUUUAGAUAAUAUAACAAGUUUACAGAAUAUUCGUGACGUAUGGUUCCAAGAAGUUAGUCAUUUUUGUCCAGGAAUACCAAUUAUACUUGUUGGUACUAAAUGUGAUUUACAAUCAAGGAUUGACCCAGAGUUCCCUAUUCAAGUAGCAUCUGAAAUUGGAGCCAUUGGAUAUAUCCAAUGCUCUGCCAAAACCAUGUAUAAUGUCAGAACCGUGUUCAACUUUGCUUUGAAUCAUUAUCAAAGAGCCAUAGAAUUACAAGAACAAUUGGAAAAGACUUCUAGUGCAAGAAAGAGGAUGAGUCGUGUGUUGGGUGGUAGCAAUGGAGGUGGAAGUAAUGGUGGAGCAAGUUUCAGCAGUCCACAUUCAAGAAACCAUUCACGAAAUCAUUCAAGAAAUCAUUCAAAGGGAUACCAUUCAAGACAUGGAUCGGUUGCCCCUUCUCCAUUAUUAGACCAACCAUUAUUUGAAGAUUCAUAUGUUAAAGAUCCAUACAGAAAUGAUGAAUUUGCAUUUACUCAAGAUAGAAAAAAGAAAAGGUGUGUGAUUUUAUAG